This is a messenger RNA of Manis javanica (Malayan pangolin), 847 nucleotides long. It is a transcript of the gene GPX1, whose product is annotated as glutathione peroxidase 1. Gene Ontology annotation, biological process: response to selenium ion; response to hydrogen peroxide; glutathione metabolic process. Lineage: Eukaryota; Metazoa; Chordata; Mammalia; Pholidota; Manidae. Gene Ontology annotation, molecular function: glutathione peroxidase activity. The record is from RefSeq and is a predicted model, not a curated record. Gene Ontology annotation, cellular component: cytosol; mitochondrion.
AGGGGCGGGCCGGGCCGGGCCUGGGCUGGCGGCCGGAAGUACGGCCCGCGCCGCUCGCCUCUUUCGCUCCCGCCAUGUGCGCCUCCGCCGCGCUCCGCUCCGUGUACGCCUUCUCGGCGCGUCCGCUGGCCGGCGGGGAGCCCGUGAGCCUGGGCUCGCUGCGCGGCAAGGUGCUGCUCAUCGAGAAUGUGGCGUCGCUCUGAGGCACCACGGUGCGCGACUACACGCAGAUGAACGAGCUGCAGCGGCGCCUCGGGCCCCGGGGCCUGGUGGUGCUCGGCUUCCCGUGCAACCAGUUCGGGCAUCAGGAGAACGGCCAGGGCGAGGAGAUCCUGCGCUCGCUGCAGCACCUGCGCCCCGGCGGCGGCUUCGAGCCCGGCUUCGCGCUCUUCGAGAAGUGCGAGGUGAACGGCGCGGGCGCGCACCCGCUCUUCGCCUUCCUGCGGGAGGCCCUGCCCGCGCCCUGCGACGACGCCGUAGCGCUCAUGACCGACCCCAAGCUCAUCACCUGGUCGCCCGUGUGCCGCAGCGACGUCGCCUGGAACUUCGAGAAGUUCCUGGUGGGGCCGGACGGGGUGCCCGUGCGCAGGUACAGCCGCCGCUUCCCCACCAUCGACAUUGAGCCCGACAUCGAAGCCCUGCUGCCCGCGGUGCCCGGCUGUGCCUAGCAUGGCGCUCCUCCCCAGGCCUGGCAGCAACCCCGGGAUUUCAGCCAUGAUGGUGUUGCCUCUAAACAUGGAAGGAGGAAUGCCUGAUGUCCAAGAAAAUCCCCGGGUGGGCGCUGGUCCUGUCCUCCCCCAACCCUGAAGCCCACGUGCUUCCCUAAUAAAAGUGUGGGUGUCCGCAG